UAAAAAGACGGCGGGGACCGCGAGCUGUAUUUCCUCAGGUCCGCGAGCGCGAUGGUGCGAACUAAAGCUGACGCGGUUCCCGGCGCUUACAGGAAAGCUGUUGCUGCUUCUGCGCCCCGGAAGUCCCUCGGCGCGUCCGGAUCCGUGAGCGCGCACAGCAGCGGCGCGCAGUCGGGCACGCCGGCUAAGAGUAAGUAUGCCGGCGGGAACCCCGUGUGUCCGCGGCCCACACCCCUGUGGCAGAAGGGCAUUGGGGACUUCUUCGGCGGCCCCAGCAGGAAGGAGAACCUUCAUCCCGUGUCUGAUGAUGAUGAGGAGGAGGAGGAGGCUGGCGGCAGCGGCGUCACUAAAGUGCCCAGGAAGUCCAGACCAAUCAUUGACGACGAGGAGGAGGAGGAAUAAUUCAUGAUCCUCUGUUUACAUGUUUCAAUGACUCCUGAUGAUUUAGUGUAAAUCUUUGUAAAUACUUUUAAUAGGAUGUUCCGUGUGUGUUGUACAGAGGUUUAAUAAAAUGAUUUUUCAGA
This is a messenger RNA of Sinocyclocheilus anshuiensis, 524 nucleotides long. Its product is annotated as PCNA-associated factor-like. The record is from RefSeq and is a predicted model, not a curated record. Bases 52 to 402 code for a protein of 116 amino acids. Gene Ontology annotation, molecular function: chromatin binding. Lineage: Eukaryota; Metazoa; Chordata; Actinopteri; Cypriniformes; Cyprinidae. Gene Ontology annotation, cellular component: nucleus. The transcript is spliced from 4 exons. Gene Ontology annotation, biological process: translesion synthesis; regulation of cell cycle.